AUGAGGGUCGGUCUGCAAUACAUUAUGCUGCUUUAUCAGGUUCACCUACUCUACUCAGUUAUACUGUAUCUGAAUCUUCAAGUUAAAGCUGGUGAUGGUAGGCAAGUAGUUCAAUUUGCAGCUGAAGUUGGUGCUAUUGAUGUCAUAGAGUAUUUAGUAAAAGAUUGUGGAUGUGAUUUGGAUAGAGUGGGUGGAGUAUUCAACAGUAAUUUGUUUCAUCUUCCUACAUUGAAUGGUCAUUUUUCAUUUAUUAAAUACAUUAUUAAUAAUUAUCCACCACAUACUAGUCUAUUACAUUCUACUGAUAAUAAGGAUACUCUACCAAUUCAUUAUGCCUGUUUUUGUGGUGUAAUACAACUAGUAACAUUUCUAAUUGAUGUAAUGAAAUGUGAUGUCACUACUCAAGAUAAGAAUGGCAACACUUGUGUCACUUAUGCAUGUUUCUCUGGUAAUCUUGAUCUUUUAAAAUUAUUAAUAAAACAAUACAACCUUAAUCCUAAAAUAUUCAGCAUACCAUCAUCACCAGAAGUUGCAGUGUUAUCUGGACAUGUUCAUAUACUAGAAUGGCUCAGACAAGAGUAUCAUAUCAAUGUAGCCUCAUUUAAAAAUGGUAGCUUGCCAUUUUGGGCUGUACAAUUCAACCAAUUGUAUUGUUUAAAGCAUUUAUUGAACAAUUAUUCAUUUGAUAUUAAUGCCACUGAUCCUACUGAUGAUACUCAAUUUACACUCCUUCACAUAGCAUGUCAGAAAGGACAUGUUGCUAUAGUUCUCUACCUCACUAGUCUUCCUCAGUUGGAGGAGCAUCUGUUGGAUCUCACUGUUAAAGAUUACAAUGGAAUGGCUCCAGUUCAUGUAGCCUGUGAAGAAGGAUCAUUGAGUAUAGUCAAGUACAUUAUAGACCAUUCACCAUUAUCUCUUGAUAUGACCGACUCUUUUGGACGUACUCCACUACUUAUUGCAGCUUUCUCUAAGAGCCUUCCCAUCAUUCGUUACCUCAACAGUAAAAACUGCAACAUUUCUAUACUGGACGAUAAAGGGUUUAACAUAAUACACAUAUCAGCAAAGGGAGGGUCUUUGGAUAUAUUGAGGUUUUUCAUUGAUGGUCGUUACUGUAAUCCUGAUAUCACUGAUGCUUCUGGUCGUACUCCACUUUAUCUGUCAGCUCAAGAGGGUCACUUGGAAAUAGUAAAAUAUCUAUUGGAUAGUCCAAGCUACAAUAAACCACGUGUAGAAUUAGUAGACAUGCCAGAUAGCUAUGUUUGUGUACUUAUUUCUGCUCCACUUUUUAUUGAAAUGUGA
This is a messenger RNA of Amphimedon queenslandica, 1299 nucleotides long. RefSeq names its product ankyrin-3-like. The transcript is spliced from 4 exons. Gene Ontology annotation, molecular function: protein binding. Bases 1 to 1299 code for a protein of 432 amino acids. Lineage: Eukaryota; Metazoa; Porifera; Demospongiae; Haplosclerida; Niphatidae. The record is from RefSeq and is a predicted model, not a curated record.